This is a messenger RNA of Cottoperca gobio, 2797 nucleotides long. It is a transcript of the gene fam234a, whose product is annotated as family with sequence similarity 234 member A. Lineage: Eukaryota; Metazoa; Chordata; Actinopteri; Perciformes; Bovichtidae. The coding region runs from base 175 to 1851 and encodes 558 amino acids. The transcript is spliced from 12 exons. Gene Ontology annotation, molecular function: protein binding. The record is from RefSeq and is a predicted model, not a curated record.
UGAGGGCAACAAGCCCCCAGGGGCAGUGGGCUUGCCUGUGGUUUGUUUACAGAGCUGAAAUUGACAGGCAGCUCCGUGGUGUCAGGCCUACUACCUGUAGUUAGCCGCACCAGUGACCACUAAAGACGACCGUGUGGAGAAAAAUCUAUGUGCUGGUAAUGCAUUGAGGUGACAAUGGAGACCACAGGCAGUGCUACUGAAGGCGACCCGCUGAGGAGGGCAGAGGAUGGGGCAGAGACAGGAACAGCACCAUUGGCAACAGAGCUGAAGAAAAAGAAGAGUUGUAGGGAAGUCAUUGGUUUUCCCAAACUGACCCAUUGGCGAACCGGAUUCUUCUUCUUCUCCUUGUUCCUCUGCCUCACCGUAGUGUUUGCCUUCUCCUUCAUCAUCCCCUGUCCUGUCAGACCACAGUAUAUCCCUACGUGGAACAGGACUUUCUCUGAAGCAGCAACGUAUGACUUUCUAGCCAUUGAAGAUGCAAGCAAAGACAAGGUGAUGGAUGUCUUGUUUGUCCUCAAAAUCACAGAAGGCAGUCCAAACAAUACGUGUGCUGCUGCAGGUCUGCCCUCGCCAUGUGUGUUUGUGUUAGCAGUGGACGGGACAGAUGGAGCGUCGCUGUGGGAGUGUGCGCUGGCUCCCGAGUUCCACUGGGCCCAGUGUGGCCUGGGCGAUGAAACCGGCAGAACCUGGGACUGUCUGCUGUCCCAUUCUGACCAACUCACAGCCGUUGACAAAUACACUGGCAAGAUCAGGUGGCAGCAGCCUCAGCCUCUUGGUGUGCACAGCACUGUGCCUGUUCUUAGUGUCCCAGAUCUGGAUGAGGACAAGGUCGGCGAUUUGGCUCUGGUGGCGUCUAACAACACUGAGACUCGGCUGGUUUUCCUCUCGGGGAAGACGGGUGUCCAGAUUGGCUCCUCUGUGGUUCUUGUCUCCACAGAGACGGCUAAUCAUCUUCUCCAUCGCACUAAAGAAGGUUCUCACUAUGUCCUGCUAGAAAAAGACACUGGCUUGUAUGGACUGGCACUGUGGAAGAUUGCUGCCAAGGCCAAAGCAGGGAUGGAGAAAAGCCUCAAGAAGGACAAACACUGGGAGAAGAACGCCAUUGCGGCCUCCGGCCUUGUACCCAUCUACGACUGCUAUGUAUCUCCACUCUGUAGAUCUGAUUCAGUGAGACAAGUGCUCAGAGCAGGAGAAACGGGUGAUCCGCCCAACCUGCUGCUUGUGACUGGAAGCGAGUUGGCAUUAGUCGAUGGGAAACAUUUGCAGCUACUGUGGAGAUUCAACACCAGCUCAGUCCUCAGCGAGCCCUCCUUUGGCCACUUUAACAAAGACGAUUUCCUCGAUGUUGUGGUCGAGGAGGACAUUGGCAACUUCACAAAGAGGGUGAUCAUUCUUGAUGGGAAGUCCGGUGGUGUGCUGUGGGAGGUGAACCUUUUGGCCACUCCUAACUCGCCGAGACCCGCCACGAUACACACCUCCAACUACGUCUCUAUCUUUCUGUUUUGGGGCAUGGUGCCCUCAGAGACCAACUCGUCUGAACCUUUCGCAAGCGACCGACACUCUUACUUGCUCCACCCUCUGUACUCUACAGUCCUCCUGCAGUCAACGAGUGUCCUGGACCACAUCAUCAUGUUUAAAGCCACUCUGUUGGAGGGUGGACGCCACGCUGCCUACCUCCUGCUGACCGGUCCUGUGACGGAGGAAGCUGAAGGCACCGUGGUCCUCAGCAAGCGAAAGUUGAAGCAGGACGUCCCCGACAGCAAAGUUCUCCGCAUUGGUACUGCAGGAAGCUCGGAGAGCAAUGAAGCCAUCAAGGAAGCCUUCAAUCGUCUCCGCUUCAGCGAUUGGUAAAAGGACCGUGUUGAAACCAUUUUGGCACAGCUGACUGUGUGGUGGCUUUAAAACCAAAGUGUGUACACUCGCUAUGACUUUCCAACUGCUGACAACCAAACAAAAAUCAUCUGCGUUUAGAGGUUUGGGUUAACGUGAUCUGACGGGGCUCUGCCAUUAAUCUCCAUUGGACAAACUAGGCGUUGUCUGUUUCCAGACUUGACUGCAUAUCAUGAGUUUGAUCUUAGUGUCCAAAGAGCUGCCGACAAUCACACUGCACUUCUGCUCUUCUCCUGCUGAUGAAUCCAUCGAGAGGACCUGCCUUUCGGUACUGCAUCUCGCACUUCAUGCAUCAAUGCGAUGCUCUUUAUUUAAAUGGCAGAGGCUGGAUUGUUGUUUUAAUCUAUGCAACUUUAUUUCAGACUGGGCUUUUAAAAGUAGCAGACGCAGCUCGAGGUGGCGGCUCCUGAGUAUUUCAAAUUAUAAUCAUCAUAAUAUUAGGGUUUUUGCUUUUGGUACCUUUUUUCUAAAACUUGACAUUAAAACUUGAAACCCCAGAAACCUUAAGUCAUACACUAUGUUGUUACAUUUGUUCUGUGUCCUGUUCGCGGAGGUGAUUUGGCUGUUUUGUAGUCCGUGGUACGGUUGUGGAUAAUUGAGAUUAGUUUCUCUUACUUUCUAUAUCCCAGAUGCUGUAACAAGUGAUGCUCUUUUAUGCACAUGGACCUUUUGAGACGCAAUGUUGAGUCUCACAUGUUCUCCAUCAUGUUGAGUUACUGCUGUGGGUUCAUGGCUUCCUGUAAAGCUGUUAUUGUGUGCCUCUCAAUGAUUUAUAUCAGCUAAUUAAGUGAAGAUGAGCUUCCUGUUUUUGCUGUACGAACCUGUGGACCUUUGUCGGAGCUGGCUUUUCUUUCUGACUUGAUAUGUUUAAAUUUGAGCAAUAUUAUUAAAAGGUUUUAAAAUAACA